Molecule: messenger RNA, 1278 nt
Organism: Acomys russatus (golden spiny mouse)
Lineage: Eukaryota; Metazoa; Chordata; Mammalia; Rodentia; Muridae
Gene: Prr9
Product: proline rich 9
Exons: 2
Coding region: 184-534 (116 amino acids)
Source: RefSeq, a predicted model, not a curated record
CUCAAACCAUUCGUGAUGAAGCUUGUUACGGCAACUCCACAAUUAGGACGUUAGCCCACGUGGCCCUACAGGUGGUCAGGAGGCCAUACCAAGCACUGUAUAAAAGUCCUCACCAUUCUACAGGCCACAAUCCACAGCCUUCACUGAAUCUUACUGGAGAUCAGGCUCCUCAAAUCACCCGAGAUGUCUUUCAGCGAUCAACAGUGCAAGCAACCAUGCAUGCCACCUCCUUGUCUUCAAAAGACCCAAGAAAAAUGCCAGGCACAAGCUGAGGAGGUGUGUGUCGCCUCCUGUCAGGACCCCUGCCAAGAUAAAUGCCCACAACAAGCUCAAGAGGCAUGCGUCCCUCAGAGCCAGGAGUUAAGUCAAGAAAUUUGCCCCCAGCAAGGCCAAGAUCCAUGCCUGCCUCCAAGCCAAGACCAGUGCCUGCCUCAGUGUGCGGAGCCAUGCCAGGAUUUGGCCCAAACAAAAUGCGUGGAGGAGUUCCCCCAGAAGAUCCAGGAGAAGUGUCCAUCUCAGGGCAAGGGAAAGUAGCUGCUCAAGUGCCACCCGGAGCAGAAUAAAUGGCCAACAGAGCAGCCAACUCCGGUCCGUACUCCACUCCGGUCCUUACUCCGGUGAUUUCUCCUGUGGGUAUCUCUGUAUGAUAUUCUUUCUUGUCUCCUGACUCCCUCCGUAUUUCAGGACUUCGUCUGUGCCCCUGAAGAUAGUUCUCUGUAUUUUUAUCAAGCUCUGUGAGUUAGUGUUCCUCUCGGCAGCUGGCGGACGGUCUCUAGUAGAGGAGAGGCGUGGUUAUCAAGGCAGACCGCCAAAGCUUAACACAGGUCUCCUGUGGUAAAAGCUUACCGAGCCCUGGGUACAUGGUCACACACCAAGGAUGCCUUUGCUCGUCUUUCAGAGGGCAAGGCUCUCUUUCAAGCUUCAGAACAGUCUGAAUUUAAUGCCUUUGUGCUGAGCAUCGCCAAUACAGUGGGUGUUAAGAAGAGGAUGGUGGUGCUACAAAGAUGAAAAAAUGGUAUAAUUUUGUUUCUGCACCCUAACCGCCCCCCCAAAAAAUGGUUGGACAUUGCCAUGUUGUCUGUGUGCUUUGUGAAAUUGAAACAAAACACUCUUUAAAGAUUGUAUUCAAACAGCCAAUAAGAACACACGCGUUGGCAUCCUUGCGUCCUUGCCAGUCUUUGUGCUGUGUACAUGGUCUGCUUUGGACCAUCUGGUCGGAGGGGGCAUCGGACUCCGUGUGUGGCCUUUCGCUUGUUUCUCUGAAACAGGAGCUGGCCC